GCGGAAGUGGACUUGUGUUUGUGUUCCGUUUGCGAUGCUGCCUUUCCUCACAUGGCGCUUUUUACUUGAAAGUUUUUAGACACCGCUGUCGAAAAUGAGUGGUGGUUCGAAUCAGAGGACUUUGUUCCAGACUUGGGGGGCCGGCAUUUCCCAAAACAAGUCUGUCCAAGCCGCGAGGGGCACAAAGCCCGCUGAAGCCCGCCGGACACCGUCAAGCAGCAACUCCACUCAGGUAGCUACAACAACGCGUCCUCCCAGACGUUCUCCGUGGACAGUAAUCGGUGAAGAAUCCACGUAUGCAUCGGAGAAACCAGCGAGGACAGAGGACGACAUACCUGCAGAUGAAGACGAUGAUGACCUGAUGGUAAUUGCUGUCUAUGAAGCUGAAAAGAACCUUCAGCUUGAAAAUCCCAGCUGUUUUCAAGAUCAUGCAGUUUGUGGAAACACAGCUCUUUCUCCUACUCCAUGUGGACGGAUAUAUCCAGACUUUCCAGGCUUUGACAGCUCCUCAGCUAAAGUAUGGAUCUAUCCCACCAACUAUCCCAUUAGGGAGUACCAGCUGAAGAUAUCAGAGACAGCCUUGUUCCAGAACACGCUUGUGUGUCUUCCUACUGGUCUUGGGAAAACCUUCAUAGCCUCUGUGGUCAUGUACAACUUUUACCGCUGGUAUCCAUCAGGGAAGAUUGUGUUCAUGGCUCCCACCAAACCUCUAGUGGCCCAGCAGAUCGAGGCCUGUUAUAAAGUGAUGGGAAUCCCUCAGGCGCACAUGGCUGAGCUGACAGGCAGCACAGCCGCAAAGCAGAGACAAGAGGUGUGGAAGUCCAAGCGGGUCUUCUUCCUCACCCCUCAGGUCCUGGUGAACGAUCUGUCCAGAAACACCUGUCCAGCUGAGCAGGUCAAGUGUGUGGUGAUUGAUGAAGCUCAUAAYGCGUUGGGAAACCAUGCCUACUGUCAGGUGAUCAGACUUCUCAGCAGCCAGACUCUACAGUUCCGCGUCCUGGCUCUCAGUGCAACUCCUGGAGGAGAUACAAAGUCUGUGCAGUCCGUGAUCUCCAACCUGCUCGUCUCCCACAUUGAGCUGCGUUCAGAGGAGAGCGCAGACAUUCAGGCUCAUUCCCACCAGCGCACUGUGGAGAAACUGGUGGUUCCUCCGGGUGAGACCCUGUCAGCGUACCAGACACGCUACCUGCAGGUGCUGGAGAAGUUUAUGUCCCGUCUGGUUCAGAACCGGGUUAUGGGCCACAAGGACCUGCGGACUCUCAGCAAGUACCAGCUCAUUCUCGCCAGGGAUCAGUUCCGCAAGAUCCCGCCAACGCACAUCAAGGGUCCUCAGCAGGGAAUGCUGGAGGGUGACUUUGCCCUUUGCAUCAGUCUGUACCACGGUUACGAGCUGCUGAUGCAGAUGGGCUUCAGGUCACUUUUCUUUUACAUCCAGGGAAUCAUGGACGGAUCCAGAGAGAUGUCCAGAGCCAAGAACGAGCUCCAGAGAACGCCCAUAUUUAUGGCCCUGUACCAAGAGAUGAAAGCAAUGUUUCUGAAACCACCUGCUGGUCCAGAUGAGCCGUUUAUUUACGGGCACCCCAAACUGGAGAAACUGGAGGAGGUGGUGUUGCAACACUUUAAAGCGUGGGCCGAGCGUUCCYCAAACACAAAUGGUUCUGAGGGAGUAAGUACGCGCGUGAUGAUCUUUUCYUCUUUCCGUGAGAGCGUCCAGGAGAUCGCGGCCAUGUUGAACCGCCAUGCUCCUCUCAUCAGGGUCAUGACUUUUAUGGGUCAAUCCUCAGUGGGAAAAGGAGUCAAAGGCUUCACCCAGAAGGAACAACUGGAGGUGGUGCACAGGUUCCGACAGGGAGGCUUCAACACGCUGGUUUCGACAUGUGUGGGUGAAGAGGGGCUGGAUAUCGGGGAGGUGGACCUCAUCGUCUGUUUUGACGCACAGAAGAAUCCCAUCCGGCUUGUGCAGAGAAUGGGACGAACUGGACGUAAGCGUKAAGGGCGCAUCGUCGUCAUCCUCGCUGAGGGACGAGAGGAGAGGACCUAUAAUCAGAGCCAGAGCAACAAGCGCAGUAUAUACAAGUCCAUUACUGGCAACAAAAGUGGGUUUCACAUGUACCCAAAUAGUCCCCGCAUGCUGCCUGAGGGGGUGAAUCCUAAACUUCACAAGAUGUUUAUUACCUGUGGCGAGUUUGACCCCAGAGAGGUCAGCAGGAGGUCUUUCAGGGGUCGGCGGUCCCACUCCGAAGGACGGGCGUCACUCAUCCACCCUCAAAACCUGCUUCAACAAGGCAAAUCAGCACCUGAUGGCUUUCUGAGCAGCACAGAAUAUUCUCUGUGGGCGUCCACCAUGAAGCUGGACGAGAGUGAAGCUCAUCCAACUCUGAAGCCGUCCCGCUUCCUGUCCAUACCCAGUGACUCAGAACUUCAGGAAGUCUUUUCUAAAGACAAACCAUCGUCCAGGGAGCUGUCUUUGUGGGAAUGGAGACACUGGCAGCACAAAGCUCUUCCUUUCCAUGCUGUUGACCAUUCCCUCCGCUGCAACCACUUCAUCAAAGUGAUGGAGCUCAUAGACMGCAUGAGAGACGAAACUGAGGGGGAAUGUCGUUAUGAACAGGAGCUUCUUCCUUACCUUCAUAAAGAAGACACUGAGAAAAACGAACGGAAGAAACAGAAGGCCACAAAGCUCUGCACAAAAACCCCGACCAGAAAACCCAAACCAGCGCACACUUCCUGGUCUGAACUAGAAUGUAUUGACGAGGAAAUGGAAAGAGACGAUGCAAGUGUAGCUGGGGUAGUUUCCUCACUCUCUGUACCAAAACACAGACAUGCUAUUGAAAUGGACUCAGAGGUCGCGUGUGAUGAGGCCACAGAUUACUUAGAACGUGAAGGAGAUUGUUCAGAUAGUGAGAAGAAUGACUAUGCCAUCACUAACAAAACAGAUUAUACAUUUACUGAUCAUGUCGAUCUGAACAGUACACCACAAGAGAAUAACGGGGAAGAAGAUUUCGAGCUUCAGGCGAUGUUCUACCUUCCUAAAUGGAAUUCAGGACCAGCGUUCCACUCUGUCAAACCAAGAAAAGAUACGAGUCUGGCGGUCAUCCUGGCCAACGUGGCUGAACUUCUGUCUCGGUCUCCACCUUCACUGGUUGACAUUUUAGCAGAGGACAAAGUGGUGUCAUUUCUUCCACCUCCUCCUCAGCCAACUCAGCAGCCAUUCCUCGUCAGUUUUAGCCUAGYCGUGGAUGACGACGAGGAAAAUGAGGUUGAUGCCGACGACGUGCCCGUUGUGCCAGAUUUAGACGAACCUUCUGGGAGUGAAAUGGGCAGGACAGAUGAGCCCCUUGUCAGAGCCGACAGUCCCACCUGGGAUGAGCUUUUCGAGGCCGAAGAAGUUGCCUACGACGCCAACAGGGAAGCAGAAUUCAAAAGGCAAAAUGACUCUGAGGAGGAGCGUGUAACGGACAGUAAAAACAAUGGUACGGUCAAAGAGAGGGAUGAGUUGACGUCAAACAUAACGGAUGAUUGUGCGACGAAUGAGGGAGCCAUUACUGAACACCUCCAGAUGGAUGAGAGCAUGGAUCUGUUUGAGGARGACGAAGCCUUCCUGCAGAUGACCAUUCCAGACGUUCCCACUCCUGAAGACACAACCAAGAUAUCCCUCGAUGCAGGAAAUGAUGAGAAGACAAAAAAUACCACUUCACCUGUAUAUUCAUCACCAAAACCAUCCCAGUUAUCUGGGAUGGUUUUAAAUCCAAUGCAAAAGACUGAGUUGGGAGGCACAGAAUGCAGAACACAAACAGAGCUUAAAACAAAACUUCACACACAAAUUAAACCUGUUCUAGAUAAUCUAGAGGAAAGUGCUCCUCGUUUAAAAUUUCCCUCAGUUCAAGAAGAACCAGAGCCAAAGGACAGCUCCCAUCAUGUCUUCCCUGUUAAUUUUGAUCUUGGCUAUUCACUGGAAGACUCUGCAGACGAAAUGGAGGAUGAUGUUUUACCUUCCUCUUCAUCGCCUACAAAGCCAGAUCACUCUGUCGUGUUUGUGCCACCUACUUCGAAAUCCUCGACUCCUAUUAACAGCUUCUCCAGACACUUCAGUCAGUUCAAGGUUUCCUCCUCGCACAUGCCAACAAAACGCGGGAUGUUUAAACGUGAGGGACUCCCGUCUCCAAUCACAUCACCAGGAGCCAGGAGGACUCCUGGUUUUCCUGGACCGACGUCUUUUGGCUUAAAGCAAACCGAAGGCAGCGCCUCUACGAGCGCUGUAGAAAAGACCUCUGGACAGGAGUCUGUUCACGCGAUCAGCUUUCCUCCUCAUCCAGAGCGUUACAGUGACAGUGAAGAAGAAAUCGUGUUUCGCAAAAAGAGACAUCAGAACCAGGUCAACCCGUUGUCAUCCCCAGAAGUGUCCAAGAUGGCGAGUGAUGUGGACUCCCCGGUGGUGGUGAAAAAGAAGCGUUUCUCUGCAUGCAACACUCUGGAUGAGACGCAGAACGAAGCUGUUUCUGAUGAUGACUUCCAGGAUGACUCCAUGUUCACCUGCAGAACCUCAGCUCCAGGAGUUAAAAGGACAGAAAUCCAACAAGUCAAGGACAAGAACACCAAGCGUCACAAGGCGCGUCAGUUUCUGGAUGUAGAGGCGGAGCUGUCAYACAACGAGGAGGGAGCUGAUGUUUCAUCUGAUGAAGAAGACGGCGAAGACCUGGAUCGCUCUCUCGAGGGCUUUGUGGUCAACAACACUCACCUCACCCAGGAACUGAACGACUCAGAGAUGCACGGGGUUUACUUGAAGUCAGUGAGAAGCCCUGCAGUUCAGGGGAAAUUCAAAAUGUCCUACAGAAACCAUCACAAUGUGGACAUUUAUUCUCAGGUGCCUGAGAUGGACGAGACYUAUGCGGAGGACAGCUUUGUGGUUGGCAGCGAUGAAGAGGAGCCGGACAGCAAUGAGGAAGAGGCCGAGGAGGUUGAGCUCAUGCCCGAGGUCUCGAAUGUGGACGGGAGGAGGCAGUACGCGACCAGACGGCGCAUCUUUCUGCACAAAGCCAGAGCUGCAGCCGACAGCAGAGCUGACUGUCCAGCUCAGCAGAGAGCCGCAGCAAAAACCAAACGCUCCCGGGUCAUACGGAUGAACGAUUCUAGCGAGGACGAGGUUGACAAGGGGAGUAAAAACACAAAUAUCAAUGCAGGAGGAAGCGCCGCCUCUUUGCAGCCAAACAAAGGGCAGCAAGAGAAAACGGCUCCUUCGUCUGCCACCUUAGCUUCCAAAGACUUGUCGUUGAAUAAAGCACAAAGCUCGCUGAGUGCAGAGCAGGCUAAUGAGAGGUGUCAACAGAAGUUAGAGAACCAACAUCUUCUCUCUGAUGAGCUCGACUUUGUAGAGUCAAAGUUUUCCUCAAAGAAAGAACGCCCACCUUCUUCACACACCUCAGUGAAAGAGUCUCCCUCUCUGCCUGGGUCCGCCUGCAUCCUGGUGGACAGCCGCUGCAUCAGUAGCGGCGUGGAGCUGAUGUCCAGCCUGCGUCAGCGACACGCUGCGACCGUCCACGUCUGCUCCCUGGACAGCAGCUACUUCAUCGUGAGCAACCGCACGGCCGUGGAGCGGCACAGCCAGUCGGACCUAGCCGCGACGCAGAACCGGAAGCGGCUGGUCGAGAGGAUAGGCGGCCUGCUCGGGCUGUUUGAGCGCGUUUGUUUGAUAGUGGAGAAAGAUCGAACCAAAACGGGUGAGACUUCCCGUCCAUUUCAACGCACUCGUUACUACGACAGCACUUUAGCAGCACUGGUGCACGCAGGGGUCCGCCUGCUGUGGAGCGAUGGCCCCGAGGAGAGCGCCGGCUUGCUGGUGGACCUGGCGAGUCUGGAGCACCGUAAAGGCCGGGGCAUCUCUGUGCCACUCGAGGUCAAAGGGCAGCAGAGGCAGCAGGCCCUUCAGCUGUACCUGAGCCUGCCUUCGGUCAACUACGUCCACGCUCUCAGCCUGAGCCACAGCUUCACUUCCAUUGCUCAGCUGAUAAACAGCUCGAUUGAGGCCAUACAGACAGCAGGCUGCAUGAGUCGACCCAGAGCAGAGGAGAUCUAUCGCUUCCUGCGCUACUCCUGUGACUCGGUCCUUCUAAAUGCAUCGAAAACAGGAAAAAACAGCUAGCACUUUUAGAAAGAAACUGAAAUACAUCUCUGCAUCAGUUUGCUUCUCUGUCAGCUUAUAUUUUCUGUUCUCUGGCUUACUGGGAAUAAUGACAUUUGUAUUACGCAACUGUAUUUAUUGUCUGUUAUUGCAUCUCAGUGAGAUAAGACUUAUUUUUGUACAGUAAACUCAAGGAGUACAACUCAACUCCUCCAUAUUGGAUAAUCAGAAGUUUGUUUUAUUCUGCAUAUUUUUUAAGUCAAGUUUUCCAUCAUUUUGACACUAUCUUGUCCACAGUAUUAACACUAAGAUCAUAGAAACUCAGCUGAUACUUGAAUAUUUAAUUUGUGAAAUAAUGUGUGCCAUUUUUUUUUCAAUUUUUUUUUUUAAA
Molecule: messenger RNA, 6509 nt
Organism: Austrofundulus limnaeus
Lineage: Eukaryota; Metazoa; Chordata; Actinopteri; Cyprinodontiformes; Rivulidae
Gene: fancm
Product: FA complementation group M
Exons: 24
Coding region: 95-6139 (2014 amino acids)
Biological process (GO): interstrand cross-link repair; double-strand break repair via synthesis-dependent strand annealing
Molecular function (GO): nuclease activity; four-way junction helicase activity; 3'-5' DNA helicase activity
Source: RefSeq, a predicted model, not a curated record